Molecule: messenger RNA, 2184 nt
Organism: Cyclopterus lumpus (lumpfish)
Lineage: Eukaryota; Metazoa; Chordata; Actinopteri; Perciformes; Cyclopteridae
Gene: ivd
Product: isovaleryl-CoA dehydrogenase
Exons: 12
Coding region: 151-1398 (415 amino acids)
Biological process (GO): L-leucine catabolic process
Cellular component (GO): mitochondrion
Molecular function (GO): flavin adenine dinucleotide binding; 3-methylbutanoyl-CoA dehydrogenase activity
Source: RefSeq, a predicted model, not a curated record
AUAAACUGGGUUGCGAGCGCAAACAAGCAGAAAGAAAAAGUGUCGUUUGUGAUACAUACACAGAGUGACACCUCUUACUUUGUCUCUGCAAACAACCAGCUACCCCGGUUCUCUGAGCGGCACCUUUGGGUUUGUUUAUCGCCGUUCACUAUGUUUGCCGUCAGAAACACGCUCCGCCUCGGCUGCAGGUUGUCAGCGGUGUCGAGGAGAGGAUGCGCCGGAGCGUCCAUCCCGGUGGACGACGUGGUGAACGGGCUCACGGACGACCAGAUACAGCUACGUCAGACGGUUCGUAAAUUCUGUGCAGAAAAGCUUGCGCCUUGUGCUGAUGAGAUUGACAAGACAAAUGAAUUUCCAGGAAUGCGGGAUUUCUGGAAAGACAUGGGUGAGAUGGGAUUCCUUGGGAUGACUGCUCCAGAGGAGUAUGGGGGGACAGGAUUGGGCUACCUCGAUCAUGUCAUUGUAAUGGAGGAAAUGUCACGAGUGUCGGCAGCCAUUGCUCUGAGUUACGGCGCCCACUCUAACCUCUGUGUCAACCAGAUGGUACGCCACGGCAACGAGAAGCAGAAGGAGAAGUACCUGCCAAAGCUAAUGACAGGAGAGCACGUCGGAGCCCUGGCCAUGAGCGAGAACAAUGCCGGCUCUGAUGUCGUAUCCAUGAAACUCAAAGCCAAGAAGCAAGGCGACUACUAUGUUCUGAAUGGCAACAAGUUCUGGAUCACAAAUGGGCCGGAUGCCGAUGUCCUUAUUGUUUAUGCAAAGACGGAUCCAAAGGCCCAUCAAAAAGGCAUCACUGCUUUCAUAAUUGAAAAGGGAAUGCCUGGAUUCUCUACAGCACAGAAGCUUGAUAAACUUGGUAUGAGGGGCUCAAACACCUGCGAGCUGAUCUUUGAAGACUGCAAAGUCCCAGAGGAGAACAUUCUUGGUCCGUUGAACAAAGGUGUUUAUGUGAUGAUGAGCGGCUUAGAUCUGGAGAGGCUGGUGCUUUCAGCAGGACCUGUAGGCAUCAUGCAGGCAGUUUUGGACAACGCGGUUCCCUACCUGCACAUCAGAGAAGCUUUCGGACAGAAGAUCGGACACUUUCAGCUCAUGCAAGGCAAGAUGGCUGACAUGUACACCAGGCUGAGCUCCUGUCGGCAGUAUAUGUACAAUGUCGCCCGCGCUUGUGACAAAGGACACUACAGUGCAAUGGACUGCGCUGGAGUGAUCCUCUUUUGUGCGGAGAACGCCACCCAGGUUGCUUUGGAUGGCAUUCAGUGUUUGGGUGGGAACGGCUACAUCAACGACUACCCCAUGGGGCGAUUCUUGCGGGACGCAAAGCUGUAUGAAAUCGGCGCCGGCACAAGUGAAGUCCGCCGGCUCAUUAUUGGACGCGCCUUCAAUGACAUGUACAAAUAACCAGAACUGAGAAACGGUGAUUGCUAAAGAGACCGUAUGAGCGGUUUGCCGUGGAUGAACAGUUACUCACACCCAGCGCCUUAUAUGGAGUGAUGUGUUGCUGCUGUUGGGAUGUUGUUGGAUUGUCACAUGUUUCAGAAUCAUUGUCACACAGGAUUUGAAUUCAUAUGCAGAGAUAUAAUGAUAUAUAUUGUACAUGAAAUCACACAGAUGACCGUAAUGUGACAAGCGAGCAACAAAUUGAAUGUUUGAGUAUGUUGUGUCGUUUUGUUAUUCAUAUUGGGUUAAUUUUUAUGUCAGUUGCAUUGACUUUAUAACCAACGAAAUGACAAUAAAGCAAUAUUAUUAAGAAUUUAACCUUAUGAAUAGGUUGUCUGUUCAUUGUGUUAAAGUUGAUUUAGGCCUCUGGAAAUUGCAAAACAAAGUUGGCGUUUCAAGGGUUAUAAUAAUUAAUUAAUAAGGAAUACUGUACAAUUAUUACACAUCCAUGAAUGAGUUUCUCUAACCAUCCUUUAAAAUAGAAAAGGAAAAGUUAUGAGCUUCAUUACUUCCCUUUCAUGAUUUCACUGCAAACUGAUAACUGUUUCUGAUUAAUAAGUGGGAAACAUCUGAUAUCUGAGUAUUCUGUUGCACGUCUUCUGUGCCUGUGCAGUGCAACUGGAGAAACACGCCUAAUGAUUUGUUUGUCUUCUCUUCUCCAAAGGACUCUAAAUGUAGAUAGUGUGGAAAUAUAUGAAAACAUGUAGUUUUAUCUGGCAUGAAGAGAAUAAAUGUUUCAUUUCUGGA